Messenger RNA from Gongylonema pulchrum, 204 nucleotides. Lineage: Eukaryota; Metazoa; Nematoda; Chromadorea; Rhabditida; Gongylonematidae. The record is from the annotation of a GenBank genome assembly.
AUGACCACAGCGACAGCUGCAAUUUACGAAGAUGACGAUAACGCCGAUCCGCCGCUGUCUUUCACUGCAGAUCCAUUAAGAAUUUGCUUCCAAAUUAGAUGUGACGAGCACUAUCUUGAUGCACGAGAUGGUCAGAGCACCAGUGUAUUUUCGCUCAAAGGCAUCAUUGAGUCGAUGCGAGAAUUUGUUCUGAAGAUCUCCUGA